UUAAAUGAAAAAUAAAUAAAUUUUGAGGGAGGAUUUUCUAAAUUUGGUUGUUGAAUCCUAUAUAACUGCGAUUUCAGUGUUGGGUCUUUUGCUUCUUCUUCACUCAAAUUUUCUCAGUCCUCUCGCCACAACGCCACACUCCCCUCUCAAGUCUCGAGCUUUCCGUACACUCUUCCACCUCUCUCUCUACAAAUCUCCUUCCGUUUCUCUCUCUAAAGUACUUGCUAGAUUUCUCGGUCCUGGAUUUUGAUCAUAUUUUUCUCAAAAUUUCACCAAAAAUUGCAAAUACUGGAAGGAAAAGACUGAACGGUCAAUCUCCUUCUUACCAUUUUUGCUGGUUUUUUUCUGUAUUUGAAGGUCUUCUGUGUUUGUGUUUUUGAUCUGCUCAUCUCGCCCUGUUCUCCAUUGGGUCUUUGAUUUUUUUGCAUUCGAUGCGAAUUUAGAGAAGUCGAAGAACCCAAAAGAGAAUUACGGAUUUUGGAUACAAAAAUGGAGUCGAGUAUUCUGUGUCCAAUCAAAUACUCAGAGCACAGAAGCACGACAAAGAAACUGAUGAAACCUCGGAAGGCGGCAUCCGAGUCCGCUUCCACGGUCACGCGGAGAAUCGUACGGAUAUCUGUGACCGAUCCGGACGCCACGGACUCCUCCAGCGACGAAGAGGAGGAGUUUUUCGGGCGGCAGAGAGUGAAGCACUACAUCAACGAAAUCAACAUCGAGACCGACUUCAGGAACAGCCUUGUCAUCAACAACGCCCGCAAACGGCCGGCGGCUGAGAUUCCAGUGAAUCGGCGGCCGAUGAAGAACGCGGUUUCGCCGACCAACGUCGGAAAGAAGUACCGCGGCGUAAGGCAACGCCCUUGGGGGAAGUGGGCGGCCGAAAUUAGAGAUCCUGCUAGACGUCAACGGCUGUGGUUGGGGACCUUCGACACGGCAGAGGAAGCCGCCAUGGUGUACGAUAAUGCCGCCAUUAAGCUCCGCGGUCCUGAUGCUUUGACUAAUUUCGUUGCUCCACCGCAGAAGGAAGAGGAAAAACCAGAGCCACCGGUCAUUGAGCCUAUCGAGGUGGAGACUAACGAAACGACGUCGGCUUCUGGUUACGAUUCCGGGUCGGAGUCUCACAAUCUGGCGUCUCCAACCUCCGUCCUCCACUUCAGAAGCCAACCCAUCAUUGAAGAAGCUGACAAGCCCCAAAAAUUUCAGGUGUCCAACCGAGUCGAUGAGGACGAAGACGAAACCAAAACCGGUACGAACAUUUUAUCCGACGAUUUGUCAUAUUUCGGUAACUAUUUGCCUCUGGACUUGCCGUACUUCGACGACGCAUUCAGUUUCCCAGCUCCGGAGUCGCCGCUGUUCGAUUCGCCUCUGUUUUUCGACGACGGCCCCGCCGCGGCAGCCUCUCUUCCGGAUUGUUUUAUGAAGGACGAUUUCAGCGAGUUGUUCCGAGACACGUACGACACGUCGUUGUCCCAUACGACGUCGCCUAUGUUCCAAGGGGAUGACUACUUUCAAGACAUUUUGUUUGGUUCCGACCCUCUUGUGGUCCUCUGAGCCACCGCUGACAGAGCCAGAAUCACAGUUUUGCCGCCGUUGGCUGGCCGAGAUAUCGGCCACGAUUUUUGUUUCGGACGCUUUUUAUUUAUUUAUUUAUUUUGCUGUGUUAGUGUUUAGUAGUUCAUUAUUCCGUUAAAAAGUUGACGGAGAGUUUAGUUGAUAAGUGGGGAGUUUUGUUCAGAGUGUAUAAUUAUUAUGUAUUAAUUUUGGCGGAUCAAUGAGAAUUUAUAUAUAAUAAAGUUAUAUAUAUUUUUGAAAAGAUAA
Messenger RNA from Pyrus x bretschneideri (Chinese white pear), 1815 nucleotides. Its product is annotated as ethylene-responsive transcription factor CRF4-like. Gene Ontology annotation, molecular function: DNA-binding transcription factor activity; DNA binding. Gene Ontology annotation, biological process: regulation of DNA-templated transcription. The transcript has a single exon. The record is from RefSeq and is a predicted model, not a curated record. The coding region runs from base 490 to 1548 and encodes 352 amino acids. Lineage: Eukaryota; Viridiplantae; Streptophyta; Magnoliopsida; Rosales; Rosaceae.